Messenger RNA from Rhinichthys klamathensis goyatoka, 2079 nucleotides. It is a transcript of the gene dalrd3, whose product is annotated as DALR anticodon binding domain containing 3. The coding region runs from base 145 to 1821 and encodes 558 amino acids. Gene Ontology annotation, biological process: arginyl-tRNA aminoacylation; tRNA C3-cytosine methylation. The record is from RefSeq and is a predicted model, not a curated record. The transcript is spliced from 13 exons. Gene Ontology annotation, molecular function: tRNA binding; arginine-tRNA ligase activity; ATP binding. Lineage: Eukaryota; Metazoa; Chordata; Actinopteri; Cypriniformes; Leuciscidae.
UUCUUAAUGUUCCGGUACCUAUACAUACAUCUGUUUUUAUUGGUGAUCAAUGUGAGCAGAGCACCGCAGUGCUGCUACAGUCAGUCUCAGUAACAAUCCGCGAGUUCAGGCACUAAUAACAAUGUCAACAUAUUGAGCCUAAUCAUGGAGGAAGCAGUGCCUUUUAGCAUCGUGUCCACUGUCAAAGCGCUGAGCGGCGCGUUGCGGGGAGAUGCUGAAAAUGAAGCCGAAAUCAUCCGCGAGCGAGAGAAGCUAUGGUUUAAGGAGAGCAGCGCCAAAAACCUCAGAAAUCGCGACUUCUUGUCACCUAACACGGUUCUGACGACGUUGUACGCGGGUGGAGAGGUUCCCUGUGAUGUUCUCAGUGGUAUUUGCUCUCUUCGUGGCAGUGGUGUAUUGCCGAUAGGAGCCACUGAGGUGACAGCAGAAGGGCUGCGUGUGUGUGUGGAUCGCUGCACAGCAUUCAGACGUGUCUUAUGUGGAAUAAUGCCAUAUCUGAGACCUGCUGCUCAGAGACAGGGCUGUGUCCUCAUCAACUGCCCUGCCCUCCACACCAAACAAGCCGUGCCAUCUCCCGAUACACUAGCUCUGGGGCACCUACGAACUGUUCUCAUUGCUGACCACCUCGGGGCACAGCUCAGAAGACAAGGGUACACUGUGUCCUUUUGUCCAGCCUUGCCACAGGAGAGUGACAUUGUGAACUUCCUGAAAACACUAGGCAUUGAUUGGCCGACAGUCCCUGUCAGCUGGACCAACGAGGACAGGGAGGAGAAGAUGAAAAAAGCUUUAGAGAACUCGACCUACAGAGACAGAGAAAUGGAGAGGGGAAAGAGGAGAAGUAGGGGAGAGGAAAUAGAGGGAGAGAAGAGAGGGAUAAAAGAGGAAGUUAGGAUAAACCUUAAACAAGUGGUACAGGACGAGAAUCUUCAGGGUUAUGAUCCCAGUCUUGGCACUUGCACAGUGCAGAGAGAAGCUUUGUGUCAUCUGGCCCAGCUGGACAGCGCUACUGCAGAUUUCCCUGUGUCUACGACAACAGCCCUGCAUGUCACUUCCUGUCAGGAUGAGUUUCGUCAGCAGCAAACAGCCAUGCUGUGGAGAGCAACGGGUGUAACGGCAGUGCAGAGAUUAGUGAUUUGUGGUCCAGUUAAAACUCCCGGCGUUCAGAUGAAUGCAGCUCAGUAUCUUCAGUUAAGAAAAGCUCAAAUGAAAGAAGCCUCAGAAAUGAAGUAUGGAGACCAAGUUGAAGGUCAGACAUGGGAUGACAUCAUUAGAGUCAUGACCUCGGCCACCGUGAGGUUUGAACUGCUAUCCACAGUACACACUAGUCCAGUGACCUUAGAUGUGCAGCGGGACAGUGGUGUGUCCACAAAGGGCCCUAGGGGUGGAGUCUUUGUCAUGUAUAACUGUGCUCGUCUUCAUACACUCUUCAGCAGCUACGAGAAAGGGGUGGAGCAAGGUCUUUAUCCAGAAAUCCCUGGAGGCACAGAGCUGGACUUUUCUGCCCUGAAAGAGGAGGGGGAGUGGCUUCUUCUCUUCAAUUACCUCAUUCCAUUCUCUGAGCUGCUGGACCAAUCAGGACAGGUCCUGGAGCAUGAAGGGGGCGGAGCUAGAGUUAAUUUAAGAACAGAACAGGUGUGCAGAUUCUUGGUGUCUCUCAGUAAAGAUUUUAGUUCUUACUACAACAGAGUUCACGUCCUUGGGGAGCCCCUGCCUCAUCUUUUUAAUCAAAUGUUUUGUCGUUUAUUGUUGCUGAGAGCAUUAAGAGAACUUUACCACAGCGCCCUGGACUCCCUUAACUUGCCCCCAAUCCCCCAACUAUAGCAUCUCCACUGCAGACAUUAUACUCGAAUAUUCACAAACUCUCUCCCCUAACAGCCAGAACCCUUCCAUUUUACUUGGUUAUUACACUUUCUCCUUUCUCAUACCCAUAAUUGCCUGACCACUUUGUCCAAAUAGUCCAAUAUUCCUCCUGCCCUCCAAAAAGACUGUUUUAAAUGUCAUAGACACAAGGCAGGAUAGACCCCAAAAUCUGUUACUCUUCAUCCUUUCAUCCAAAAAAUUAUUUAACCAAUUUUUUUG